AUGUCUCCGUCCCCUAAUCUCUCCCGCGUGCUCAUCUUCUCCAGCCGCACCGUCUGCAAGAACAAGUUCGUCGACUUCAUCAGGGACUACCACCUUGACCUCAUCGUGGGCUACGGCACGGUGCCGGUGAUCGUGUCACGUGUGGCCGGCGUGCACACGCUGCUGGACUCGUUCAAGCCAAUCCACGGCGUGCUCCUUCGCGAGGGCGAUGACAUCGACCCCUCUCUCUAUGACGUCGAUGUGGUCGACGCACUCUCCUCAGAGCAACUCGAGGCCGUGAGGCACCUGCACUCGAGCGACGCCGCCAUCGACCAUGAGAAGGACUCCAUCGAGCUCCACCUCUCUCUUCCAUGCCGCGAUGAGUUGAUUUGCUCUUUGUUAGUAUAUGGAUGA
Messenger RNA from Phragmites australis (common reed), 393 nucleotides. RefSeq names its product putative glutamine amidotransferase GAT1_2.1. The transcript is spliced from 2 exons. The coding region runs from base 1 to 393 and encodes 130 amino acids. NCBI's taxonomy places the organism in Eukaryota, Viridiplantae, Streptophyta, Magnoliopsida, Poales, Poaceae. The record is from RefSeq and is a predicted model, not a curated record. Gene Ontology annotation, molecular function: hydrolase activity, acting on carbon-nitrogen (but not peptide) bonds, in linear amides. Gene Ontology annotation, cellular component: cytosol.